CAACCAAUUAGCAUUAAGCACAAACAAGUUUUUUAGCCAAUCAGAGAGCUUUGUGGGAUGAUCCCAAGCUCCCGGCUUGGCCUUCAUAAAGUGUAGCUCGGCUAACAGAGGAAUUGUUUUCUUGUUCUUCUUCAAGAAGGUGUUAAAAGAAGCCACAGCUAUGCUGCCUCUAGUUGUUUUAACGUUGUGCCUUGGCGUGAGCCUGUCGGCCCCCAGUCUGGACCCACAGCUGGAUGAGCACUGGAACCUGUGGAAGAGCUGGCACAAUAAAAACUACCAUCAGAGAGAGGAAGGCUGGAGGCGGCUGGUGUGGGAGAAGAACCUGAAGAAGAUCGAGCUGCACAACCUGGAGCACUCUAUGGGCAAACACACCUACCGGCUGGGCAUGAACCACUUUGGUGACAUGACUCACGAGGAGUUCAGGCAGAUCAUGAAUGGCUACAAGCGCAAAGGUGAAAGGAAGGUGAAGGGCUCCUUGUUUAUGGAGCCCAACUUCCUGGAGGCUCCACGUGCAAUUGACUGGAGGGAGAAGGGCUACGUUACCCCCGUCAAAGACCAGGGUCAGUGCGGCUCCUGCUGGGCUUUCAGCACCACAGGCGCUCUGGAGGCUCAGGAGUUCAGGAAGACUGGUAAGCUGGUGUCUCUGAGCGAGCAGAACCUGGUGGACUGCUCCAGACCUGAGGGCAACGAGGGCUGCAACGGCGGUCUGAUGGACCAGGCUUUCCAGUACGUCCAGGACAACCAGGGUCUGGACUCGGAGGAGUCGUACCCAUACAAGGGAACAGACGACCAGCAGUGCCAGUAUGACCCCAAGUUUAACGCAGCCAACGACACGGGCUUCGUCGACAUUCCCAGCGGCAGUGAGCGCGCUCUGAUGAAAGCCGUGGCCUCCGUCGGACCCGUCUCCGUAGCUAUCGAUGCCGGUCACGAAUCCUUCCAGUUCUACCAGUCUGGGAUCUACUAUGAGAAGGAGUGCAGCAGUGAGGAGCUGGACCACGGCGUGCUGGUGGUGGGGUACGGCUUCCAGGGAGAGGAUGUCGACGGCAAGAAAUACUGGAUCGUCAAGAACAGCUGGAGUGAAAGCUGGGGCGACAAAGGCUACAUCUACAUGGCCAAAGACAGGAAGAACCACUGCGGCAUCGCAACGGCGGCCAGUUACCCACUGGUCUGAUGGCUGCAGCCCCACCCUGCAGCCUUGUAGUGUUUUAACUGGAAUAGUUUGGGUGAAGAGACAAAAUGAAGCUUGAGUCGAGCAGAAUCAUCAGUAAGGAGUUUCUGCUGCGUUUCUUGAGGAG
Messenger RNA from Cyprinodon tularosa, 1295 nucleotides. RefSeq names its product procathepsin L-like. The transcript is spliced from 8 exons. The record is from RefSeq and is a predicted model, not a curated record. Gene Ontology annotation, molecular function: cysteine-type endopeptidase activity. Gene Ontology annotation, cellular component: lysosome. Gene Ontology annotation, biological process: immune response. Bases 161 to 1171 code for a protein of 336 amino acids. NCBI's taxonomy places the organism in Eukaryota, Metazoa, Chordata, Actinopteri, Cyprinodontiformes, Cyprinodontidae.